CGAGACGCUUACACGACAGAAAAUAUUUUCAUUAAACGGCAAUCCGCGGUUUCUCCAAAACUUAUAUGCGCUUGAGCAGCACGUGUUCCAUAUUAACCAACAUGGCGGCUGGAGGAGCAGAAGAGCAUUUUGCUAAGAAACUAGCGAAUAACGACAAGAAAAUCAGAGAUAAAGCCCUGAAUAAACUUAGGGCUUGGAUUAGGAGCCGACCAAAGGAUGGCCCUGGUAAGUUACUGACAAAUUUCUUUAGCAGACGUGAACAGAUGUACAAAAAUGUUGCGCCACUUUUCAAGCAUGGAUGUGUUUUUAUGGAUCACUCAAUGCUAAAGAGGACAUUGUGGUAAUGUCUCAGUAUGCAGUAUGUGUAGUGCGAUGAAAGAACUUGGAUUACCGUAUUAUUGAAUCCAAUGCAUUAUGUUAUUUAUCUAAGUACAUUGAUAGGAAUAAUUUAUUUUUCCUUGAAGGGUUUGGUGAGGUAGAUUUGCUUAAAAUAUGGAAGGGACUAUUUUACUGCAUGUGGAUGUCAGACAAGCCUCUUAUUCAGGUAUUUCCAUAACAAUCUGAUAUAAUCAACUUUAGAACAUUGCAUCAUUGCUUUACUUGGUAACUUAUACCGUUGAGCAACAUUUAGAAUUGAAUUGCAUUGCAAGCAUAUGGUUAUUUUUUUUCCUGCUGGUGUGAAAUGAGAACACCAAACCCCUUGGAUUGUGAUGUGCUAUUAUCUUUUCUCCCUCUUUCUCUUCUUGCAGCCCUCACACUCAUAACUCCCCUUAAACAGCAAGCUUCCCAGCCAUUAUUGAACAGAUUUAAUGUAAGCCCCCUCAUUAUUAAUUACAAGUUUUAAAUUUGUUGGCAGGAAGAGCUGGGUUUAAAUAUUUCAAAACUUAUACUCAGUUUCAGGAAUGAACAAUCAGGUAAGAUGUAUAUGUUGUAGCUAAGAAUGAUUACUUGAAAAGUUUGCAAACCAUAUGCCUCUGGCUUGUUAACAAACUUUUCUCGUGUUCUCCCAAUAUCUUGCAUGGUUUAAUUUGCAAUUGAACUGAUAGGAAGAGGGUUUUGUAUUGGUAAUAAUGUGAUUGGUAAUAAUGUGAUUUUGAGAAACAUGAAAAAGAGACAUGAAAAAUGCACUUGUUUUCAGCCAAUCAGAAGCAUGUAAUUUUCUUGUUUAUUAUUAAAUUGUUUUAUUAAUUGCUUAAUUUAGUGAUGCAUUUUUUUUUAUCAUACACAACAGUUGUGUGUUAAUGGGAGUGCAGGCAAUUUAGCAGUGUGCUGGCUGCCAGAACAAAGGCGUAAAAUUAUUUAAUUUGACUCUUCUCACACAAUCUGCUUCUUUGAUUUUUACUUUUUAGCUGUCCUUUUUAUUAAAGCAUUUUUUAAAACAAUGCAAAGAGAAUGGCAUGGGAUAGAUCGUCUGCGAUUGGAUAAGUUUUACAUGGUUAGUUUUUGAUAAAAUAUUAAUGUAGAGCAGUUUUCAAUUGGUUGUGGAACAGUGUCAUCAAACCACCUAUGGACUUGGGAAAGAAAGGCACACUAUCAUUGAGAGAGAGAGAAGGAGGGUCGAUUGUCUCUUUACUGACCAGCUAAAGUUUUCGCAGCAAAUGUGGAUGGACAAUGAUAAUUGCAAGAGCAUGAAAGUAUAUUUUAGUGGAAUGGGCUGCCUGGAUAAUUAAAUAGCAUAUCCUGUAGCUGUAAUGUAAGACAAGAGUGUCUGUUAGUGCAGUCGUCAAUGGAGUGCAAAAAGUAGCAAGAGAUUGCAUUUAAUUGCUUCGUGAUGAUCUUUGAUUGUUCUAGAAAACUGCACCCCACUGCCUUGACAUAUUAGAAUAGAAACAAACCAAUUGCAACUUGGUAAUUAUGUGUUAUCAACUGAGUUGAUAACACUUGGUCACUUGUGUAUUUGGAUGCUUUAGUUGGUUUUUGUCCUCUUUGAGUUGGCCUUGGCACUUUUUUGACAUAAAAAGCAAAUUUUUUUUCAGCUCAUCCGUUUCUUUGUGAAAGAAACUUUCAAUUUUCUGAAAAAAGCUGGUUGGGAGGAAAGGUAAGUUUUUUGAAAUUAUUGUGCCAUCUAACUGCCUACUUUUCAGCAGAGAACUUUCAGUCUGUAAUGUUUGAAUUGUCUUCAUUUUUCCUUCUUUAGGUUAGUCAAUGAUGUUGUUAAUAUUUUUUAUGAAGAACCAAUGAAUCCAAGUAGUCUGAAGGUAACUGAUCAUAUAUUAUUCACACACAGUGGGUUAAUAUUUGAUUCUCUUGACUGCAGAAUGUAGCAUUGGCUUUCAAGCUCUGGCAGAAUAAUUGUGUUGUGUUCUUGGGCAAGACUCUCCACCCCCAUAAUGACUCUCUCCAUGCCAGGAGUUGCAAUGGGUGUCCAAAAAUUGUUAGGGAAACUUGUUGAAAUGCUUGAGGGUAACCUGUAAUAAACUGGAAUCCCAUACAGUAUAGGAAGGAGUGGCUGCCACUCAUUUCUAUGCUGUACUACUGUAAUACUCAAUAAUAUGUCAUAAGAGUAACCAUCAUCAAAUUUCCCCCAUUAGUAUCACCCCUGAAUCACACAAAAAGGUUGCUAGAAUAAAGGAAAUGAUCACCAACUACUGAAGUUCUUAAUUAUUAAACAAAUUUUCCUUGCAAAUACCCAGCAAGAGUUUCUUUAUUUUGUGAUCAUUCCCUUCAAUCUGGUGACCUCAAUAUGUGUUUCAAAGGAUAUAUUAUAUUUGUGGAAAGAAAUUAGAUGCUAGUCCCUCUUAGGAGUCAACAGGUUAAAAAAAGGUACCUCAUGUGUAGUAAUAAAUUUUUUAUUGUGAUUUUAGGUUCCUGAUGGAAUUCGACUUCACAUGGUGUCAGUGUAUCUCUCUGAACUUGGAAGUGUACUAGAUGAUGAGGUAAAAUGCCAUGAUCAUGUUAAUCAAUAAAUUGUUUGUGUUGUUGUAACGUAUGUAAUUUUAUUUUGUUUAUUUUUUAUGAUUAUAUAUAUAUUUUUUUUUUCACCUGUGCUGUUUGUAGGCUUCUGCUGGUGCAGUGCUUAAGCUCUUGGAUCCUUUUUUCCUGCUUGCAACACACUCAAGCAAGUAAGAAUUUUGAUGUUGUAUUUGAUCAAACAGAAAUCUGCACAAUUGAUUAGCAUUCCUCUGAGAAUGAUUGGGAAUACCCCAUUGGUGGUUCAAGUUUAAAUUUUAGUUCAAAUUGUCAUUGUUCCCAAGAACUGCUAGAGACUGUACCCAGUUCCUCCCUGAGAUGCCUGAUAUUACAUCUCUGGUCAAAUUUAAGAAUUGCCUUUAAGUUAGUUCAUUAGCUUAAUUAAUAAGAGCAUGUUAACUUGUAUGGUUGAUUUUUAUUCUGUAUUGCACUUAUUGAAGCAUGUAAUUUUUACUUUUGCAUUUUGUAAGUGUUUGGUGUGUUGCCUAACUGGCUUUUACCAACCUUAUUGAGAUGAGAUGAGGGUAGUCGAUCCUACAGAUAUUGGAAUCAGCUUAGCAUGUUUAUCCUCUAGCUCAUUUUCAAGCUACCUUUUUACUUGUUUGUGCCUGUUAGUUCUUAUCAAAGCUGUAAUUUAACCCUUUAACUUCCAGAAGUGAUUUACUUGUAACUUGUCCUGAACAUUAUCCAGCCACCAGGUAAUGAGAAUACUCAAACUUAUCAGGAAGAAGUUUUUAUGAUCCAAAUUCUCACAACUUAUUUACAUGGAAUUGUUUGCCAGUUAGAGGUGAGAAUUAACAAUCAGAUCUUGGCAUUUAAAGGGUUAACCGUGAGAAUUGAAUUUUUUCCCUAGCAAAACUGUUACCAGUGCUGUGGGAAAGAGUUUGUUUGAACACCUUGUUCAACAAGGGACAGAUGACUCUGAGGAGCAGCAGAAUUCUAAAAUUAAGGUCUGGCUCACUCUACCAUAGAAUUGUUUUUAAAAAUUUUAAGGGAUUUUUAACUAUUCAUUUUAAAUAUUACUGAAAUUUUCGAUGGCAAUAAAAUACUUGAAUUUGUUUGUUUGUUUGUUUAAUUUUAAUGAGAUGAAUACUGACCCUUUUUUAUUUUAUUUACUUUCAAGGUUGAUUUUGCUUCUGCUGCUGACAGAUUAUUUUCUUUAGCAAGUGACAGAAAUAUCCUUGGUAGGAACAGGAAUCAACUUUUUUACUGGGCUAAACGGUAAGACUAGCUAACAGUGGAUCAAUUAAUAGUCAGUUAGGGCCAUAAUGGGGAACACAGUUUUUUGCUCUAAUUAUCCACCUUAUCCAAAAAAUGCUCUUACUUCCUGGUCAGUUGAUAAGGAAACAAGAUAUGAAUUGAGGGUUCAACUUGGCAAAGAAAUUCCCAAGAUCUCAUUUUCAAUUCUCAUGAUUGACUGCCACACAUUUCUUCUGAUAUAACCUUUGAGAAUUUGAUGUUAAAUCAAACAAUACAUGUAGUCACUUGUUUGAUAUUUGUAUAUUUUCUCUUCUCUGUUCUGCUUGACAAUGUAUUGUUACUUUAUGGAGAAGGAACUUAUUGAUCACUCUUGGGAAUGAAAAAGUCAUUGAUUUAUUUCCCUUUCUGGUGCCCAAGCAGUCAACCCUUAACCAAAAGCACUGGAAAGAAAGUUUCCUUUUUUUCCUCUUUCAUUUAUUUCUUAUAAAUCAUUGACUUGUAAUUUCCUCAUCUACCUGCCAUACAAUUCCAUCAAAAUAGGCCAUUUUCAAUAUAUUAAAAUUCAAACUUUGCUCUGAGACUCCGGUGGAUAAAACAAAAGAAAUCACAUCAAGGUUGAGGGAUGAAUAAUGAAUUUCUCUUGUUUUAUUCCCCCAAGCCUCAUGUCCCUGUUAGAAUUUUAAUAUAAAGAAAAUGAUCUAUUACAGUAGCUCUUAUGAGGUAAUGACUUUUUGCUGAUGAGAUCUGUUUUUUUGUGUGUGUGACACAUUUCUUGGUACAUAUAAUAUGUUGACUUUGAAAAGAAAGGUUGCAACAUUACUGUAUUAGUUAAUUCACUUUUUUGUAUAUUUUUUGUUCAUGUGAUCAUGCUUCAUUUAUUUGAUCACUUAUUUAUUAAUUUAUUAUGUGUUUAUCUCUUUGCAGUCUGAGGAAACGAUCAACAGGUAUUUAGCACUUGUCUAUUGGUUCAAUGCAAGUGAUUCUUCCAUAUUUCGUCACCCUCUCUUUCCUGCUGUAAAACAUACAGUCAAGCAACUGUUAUCUCUCUGUGUUUCUUCACUCAACCCUUUAACUCCCAGACCAAAUUUGUAAUUCUCCUAACUGUAAACCAUAUGAUUCUUAUAAUGGUGGUUCAGAGAAUUUAGUAUUGGAUCAACUAAUUAUCCCCAAAUUGAUAGCUUUCUAUAUUCUCAUCACUUAUCUGCUUGAUAUUGUAUUGAUAUUGUAAAGAAAAAUUCUGUCUUGGUCACUCAUGGGAGUUAAAGGGUUAACAUGCAAGAGUUUCAUAAGUAAACAGAAGUUUACAAUAAAACAGAAACCUUUUUCUCAUAUCAACCUUUGAACCCCUUAGAGUGACCAGCAUCUAUUUUCUCCUUAAAAUAUCACCCCUGACUCAAAAAUUAAGGUCACAAGAAUAAAGGAAGAGAUCACCAACCAAAGAAGUUAUUGAAAUUCUCCCUGUCAGCAUCUUAGGAAAUGUAUGGAGAGCAGUAUGGAGAAUAUGCAUACUGAUGUUAGGCUUUAAAGGGUUAAGUACAGUGAUUCAUGAAUUGUAGAACAUGGAGGGCAAGCAGAACCAAGGUCUUUACAUGUGUGUUAUGAAGUAGUUUUAAUGUUUCUGUAUCAUUUGAACCUAUAACUUUGUGUACUGUAGGCAACUUGACCUUAUUUAUUUGCCAAUUUUCUCUUUCUAUAUGGUCUGAUAGGAGAACAUGUGGAGGAUUCUGUGCAAGAAGAUAGAAUCCCAAAUGGGAUCCAAGUUGGAUCAAAGAGAAAGACUGAAGAGCAAGAGUCAUCAGACAACAACAGAGAUCACAGUCACACCAAGGAAACAAAACAGAAGAGUAAAAAGAUUAAAGAUUCUAAUGAUAAAAAAGAAGAGGAACUGGGUAAUCACAAUAGUGAACUUUCUACUAUAGAAGACAAGAGAGAGGGAAGGAGAAAAAGAAAGAAUAGGCAAGAUAGUGAAGGUCAUGUUGAGUUGUCUUCUGAAGAAAAAGAAAUUCAUACAGAGCAAAACAUUGAGCCUAAGGAUAAAAAGAAGAAGAAGAAGAAGAAAUCUCCUAUUGAGAAUGAGGAAGGAUCUGUGAUUAGCCAUGAAAAUGGUGGUGGAGAAUUACUUACUGAAAAAAAUAAAAGAAGACAUCAAUCUUCCAAUAAAGAAGCUAUUAAUGACCUAAGUGAGGAUAAUGCUUCUGGUGUUGUUGGUGACACAAUACAUUCAACUGAAAAAGAUGAUCACACCUUGUUAAGAACUGUGGAAAAUGAGGUUUUGAAUAGAGCCAAUGGUCAUGGUGAGCAGCCCUUUGCAAAGUUUCAGAAGAAUGCUACUCCACCGGCAUUUGUUCGAAGAUGCGGUGCUAAAACACCCAGAACAAAGCUGCGAAGGAACAGUAAUUUGAAGGUUGGGAACAAUAUAUUUUUCUUUAGCGUGAAAUAGUAGCAAGAUUGUCAUGUAUAAAUGUGUUAUGUAAAUUACUAUAGUCAAUUUUGCACAGGUAAUUAUUUUUUAUUUGCCUUUCUGCAACUUGUACAGGCACAUCUGCCACCAGCAUUCUACAGUGUUUGGUCUUCUCUCUAGAGAAGCUCCUAGACAAUCAGCAGGUCAUGAUUGUUGAUUGAAUUAAACAUUGUACAAUUUUAUGUAAUUGUUAGUUUUUGUAAUAUCUCAAGACUAAUGGUUAAUGAACAAGAUGCGAAAUGAUUUCUCUGUAUUUGUUAUCAGUGAAUACAUAUGCAAUAAUUUGUGUAGGUUCAACUGCCUGGAUCAGAACCUUCAAAGGGAACAAGGAAAAAAGUCAGAAUAGAGGUGUCAAAAAAUACUUCACACACAACACAAGGUCAGUGCAAAUUACCAUUGAAAAGUUGGGGUUCUUUUUCAAGUCAGAACAAACUCAUCCUUGUUCAGUUCAAUUAUUGGUAAUGAAAUAAUGUAUGUGGCUCAGGGUAGUUAUAGUGUGGGUGGCAUUUAAUUUAGAAAUCAACUUUGCCCUUCUCUGGCUUGGGAGAGGGUGGUAAAGGGUUUGAAUGUGAUGUGUGAUAAGGCAAAAAUUAUGUGUAAUACUGAAUUUCACAGAAAGGUGCGCAUGACUCGAGAAGUUUUGAAUCCACGUUAAACAUGAUUUGCUUCCCAAAAUAUAUAUGAUCCAUAAAUUUUUUCUUUCAUUUUGUGAAGACCUCAAGAUUUCCCUGAAAUCUUGAACAUAAGAAGGGAGAUUUGAAAUUUUCCCUCAUUUAUAUUAUGUGAAUUUUUCUAAAAUUAGUUUGUGAAAUGGGAUUAGGACCCCCCCUCCCCCUUUUGCUACCCUCCAGGGAGGGCUGCAGCAUCAAAGCUCAUUAAGGCAACACCUCUUGAACCUUUCAUUUUGUGCCACUUUUUCUUGACAGAUUAUAAACGUAGUUUGAAGGAAAGCCCAAACAUUCCAUUUGAUGCAGAGAAGACACCUCCUCAAGGGUUACUCAAGUCACCACCUCAACCUCAAAGAACACCCUUAGUUGUAAAAAAGACUGCUGCAGCAUCCACAGCUUCUGGCCAACUGCAGCAGAAAAGAAACAACCUAAAGUUACGCAAAGACCCAAGGCCCUAGAUUUCUUUUGAUUAGACAAUAUUUAAAGUUGAAAUUGAAACUCUCAAAGUAUCAAGGCAGUUUGAAUCUAAAAAUGAAAACAUGUAGGAUAUUUGUACCCGCAGCCUUUUUAUGCAAAUCCUCUCUUUCGUAAUCUUUCAAAGUUUUUUAUUUCCUAUGCCCUUAUUAAUAUUUUAUGUGCACAAAAAUAUUUUGUCAUAUAUUAUACAAAGCUUAUUUGGUCUGCUGUUGUUUUUAGGAACAAAAAUUAAUGUUAUUUAAACAGUUACACACUGUUUUCAUAUAUAAAUGACUUCCUCAACAGAGAAGAAUAAAUCGAUUAUUUUGAUCCAAUACCAAAUUCUCUGGUCAAAUAAAGAAUUGCAAAAAUAGAUCUUGGGAGUGAAAGGGUUAAAAGUUUCACACUGUUUUCUCCUUUUUCAAAUAAGAAUCUCCACCAAUUAUUUCAAUUCUUGCCACAAAACUUCUUUUCUUCAAAAAAAAAGUUUUAAUUACAAAGUGCCACUUUGAAGAGGAGUCCAUUAGCUUCUACUUUGAAAGGGCUAUUAGAAUAUUUCUUAUGAUUAAUGGCAAAUGGACAGAUCA
Messenger RNA from Pocillopora meandrina, 8282 nucleotides. NCBI's taxonomy places the organism in Eukaryota, Metazoa, Cnidaria, Anthozoa, Scleractinia, Pocilloporidae. The record is from the annotation of a GenBank genome assembly.